Messenger RNA from Marmota flaviventris (yellow-bellied marmot), 1261 nucleotides. RefSeq names its product SRY-box transcription factor 7 (gene Sox7). Gene Ontology annotation, cellular component: nucleus. Gene Ontology annotation, molecular function: DNA-binding transcription activator activity, RNA polymerase II-specific; RNA polymerase II cis-regulatory region sequence-specific DNA binding. NCBI's taxonomy places the organism in Eukaryota, Metazoa, Chordata, Mammalia, Rodentia, Sciuridae. The record is from RefSeq and is a predicted model, not a curated record. Gene Ontology annotation, biological process: positive regulation of transcription by RNA polymerase II; cell differentiation.
GACGCCCCGACCCGAUCGAGGGCCAGGUCAGCGCAGGCCCGGCAAGGCGAAGUCAAGCAACCCCCGUGCAGCCAUGGCCUCUCUGCUGGGAGCCUACCCGUGGCCCGAGGGGCUCGAGUGUCCCGCCCUGGAAGCUGAGCUGUCUGAUGGUCUGUCGCCGCCAGCAGCCCCCCGCCCCCCGGGGGACAAGGGCUCGGAAAGCCGUAUCCGGCGGCCCAUGAACGCCUUCAUGGUGUGGGCCAAGGACGAAAGGAAACGGCUGGCGGUGCAGAACCCGGACCUGCACAACGCCGAGCUCAGCAAGAUGCUGGGAAAGUCGUGGAAGGCACUGACGCUGUCGCAGAAGAGGCCCUACGUGGACGAGGCGGAGCGGCUGCGGCUGCAGCACAUGCAGGACUACCCCAACUACAAGUACCGGCCUCGCAGGAAGAAGCAGGCCAAGCGCCUCUGCAAGCGCGUGGACCCCGGCUUCCUCCUGAGCUCGCUCUCGCGAGACCAGAACGCGCUGCCGGAGAAGAGCGGCGGCCGCGGGGCGCUGGGGGAGAAGGAGGGCAGGGGUGAGUACUCCCCGGGCGCUGCCCUGCCCGGCCUCCGGGGCUGCUACCACGAGGGCCCAGCUGGUGGCGGCGCCGCGGGCAGCGUGGACACGUAUCCGUAUGGGCUGCCCACGCCCCCGGAGAUGUCUCCCCUGGACGUGCUGGAGCCGGAGCAGACCUUCUUCUCCUCCCCCUGCCAGGAGGAGCACGCCCACCCCCACCACCUGCCCCACCUGCCAGGGCCCCCUUACUCCCCGGAGUUGGCCCCCAGCCCCCUCCACUGCAGCCACACCCUGGGAUCUCUGACCCUUGGCCAGACCCCGGGGGUCUCUAUGAUGUCCACUGUACCUGGCUGCCCGCCAUCUCCUGCCUAUUACUCUCCUGCCACCUACCACCCUCUCCACUCCAACCUCCAGGCCCACCUGGGCCAGCUCUCCCCACCUCCCGAGCCCCCUGGCUUCGAUGCUCUGGAUCAACUGAGCCAGGUGGAACUUCUAGGGGACAUGGAUCGCAAUGAGUUCGACCAGUAUUUGAACACUCCUGGUCACCCAGACUCUGCUGCUGGGGCUGGCGCCCUCAGUGGCCAUGGCCCACUCUCCCAGGUGACCCCAUCGGGCCCCACAGAGACCAGCCUCAUCUCCGUCCUGGCUGAUGCGACUGCCACUUACUACAACAGCUACAGUGUGUCCUAGAGUCAGAGGCAAGGAGUCUGGGCCAGCCCUGGC